UUUGUAUUUCAGAACUUCCAUCAUGUGCCACAUUGAGUAACCGGUCUGCAGAAGAAGUGACAGUACGUGUACAAGACUACCAUUGUUCUGACUCCAUUGAGCUGUAUUUGAAGACUGGAAACGUUACAGGAAGACUGUUGAAUACAUCACGUAUUAAUACUACUGUUGGCAUGGUUGAGAUCACAGUCAAUGUAACAACAUACCUUGUAGAGUCAAAGACAUUGGUCUUUGUCUGUGGCAAUACGAGUUGGGAAAUUGCUUGUCAAGAACCCCCGUCAUGUGACAUUUUGAGCAGCCGGGCUGCAGAGAAAGUGACAGUACGUGUACAAGACUACCAUUGUUCUGACUCCAUUGAGCUGUAUUUGAAGACUGGAAACGUUACAGGAAGACUGUUGAAUACAUCACGUAUAAAUACUACUGUUGGCAUGGUUGAGAUCACAGUCAAUGUAACAACAUCCCUUGUAGAGACAAAGACAUUGGUCUUUGUCUGUGGCAAUACGAGUUGGGAAAUUGCUUGUCAAGUGAAGGCGGCGAAAGAAAGUAAUGGAAGCAAUAGCUCUGUUGUCAUCAUAGGGGCUGUCGUUGCCGGAAGCGUGUUUGUCAUCAUCAUCGUCAUGCUGGUACUGAUGCUGGUAAAGAUGAAGCAAUCACAACAGCCAGAAACACAGAGUGAUAGAAAUGUGUACGAUUCUCCUAAUGACGUUGAUGGACGAACGGAUGAAACAUCUGGACAUGAAUACAACACUUUGUACCGAACUCCCUUUGAGGGAGACAGUAUCUAUAAUGUCAUAUCCAGUUAAGUACACUGUGUAAAUAUACACGUAUCCAAACACCAUGACGGUACUAUGCUGGUGCCACAAACAUCGAAGUGAUAAAGGAGUUUUGGUAACCAUAUCUCUUUCCUGCUCC
Messenger RNA from Haliotis rufescens (red abalone), 909 nucleotides. RefSeq lists its product as uncharacterized. The record is from RefSeq and is a predicted model, not a curated record. The coding region runs from base 171 to 800 and encodes 209 amino acids. NCBI's taxonomy places the organism in Eukaryota, Metazoa, Mollusca, Gastropoda, Lepetellida, Haliotidae. The transcript is spliced from 3 exons.